This is a messenger RNA of Tarenaya hassleriana, 1233 nucleotides long. RefSeq names its product protein TIFY 11A-like. Gene Ontology annotation, cellular component: nucleus. Gene Ontology annotation, biological process: regulation of defense response; response to wounding; regulation of jasmonic acid mediated signaling pathway. The transcript has 4 exons. NCBI's taxonomy places the organism in Eukaryota, Viridiplantae, Streptophyta, Magnoliopsida, Brassicales, Cleomaceae. The record is from RefSeq and is a predicted model, not a curated record. The coding region runs from base 145 to 1020 and encodes 291 amino acids.
GCCGGGUGGAUGAUACCCAUUACCCACAUGUGAGAGACAGCUCGCGAGAUUCAUCCUAAAAUCUCUUCUUUUUCUCGGCAAACCCACAAAAUUUAAAUAUAAAAAAAAAUCCGAUAUUUUUUUUGGGGAGUCUAUAAUCGGAACAUGUCGAAGAAUGCGACGGAAAAAGCUCCGGAAAAAUCAAAUUUUGCCCGGAAAUGUAAUUUGCUGAGCCGGUAUCUGAAGCAGAACGGAAGUUUCAGAGGCAUCGAUCUCGGGUUGACCCGAAAACCCGAUUCCGAUCUCGGGCUAACCGGAAAACGCAAACCCACCGGUCAAGAAAAUGCGAUGAGGAAGCCGGAAACUCGGGAGAUUAAAACCAUCGACUUUAUUCAGACAUGUCGCGACGCCGUACCAUCUGCGUCCUCUGGAGCCAAACCGAAUGUUGCCGAGCCCAGUGAACCGGAGCCGGGAACAUCCCCGUUGACGAUAUUCUUCAGCGGAAAGGUUAUAGUCUUCGACGAGUUUCCGGCGGAUAAAGCCAAAGAGAUCAUGGAGAUCGCCAAACUAGCGAACCCUGAAACCAUUUCGAACCUUCCCUUUGGUUCAGAGUCUGCGGCUGACGACGACGACAACAACUACAACUCCAAGAUGGAUUACCUCAAGAACGACGACGACAACAACAGCAAAAGCAAUGUGGCUAUUCCCGAUCUGAACGAGCCAACGAGUUCGGGAAACCCUAAUAACAACCAGACGAUACAGAAGAACCAGCUGGUUGAACGUAUAGCUCGUAGAGCCUCGCUUCAUCGUUUCUUUGCUAAACGUAAAGACAGGGCGGCGGCUAGGGCUCCAUACCAAGUGAAUCAAAACGCGGGUCAUCAUCCUCCGAAGCCAGAGAUGGCGAGUUCAUCGUUAGAACGAGGCCAAUCAUCAGGACAAGAGAAUAAUAACGCAAAGGGACAUGAAGAUAUGUUGCUUGAGGAGGAGAAAGAAGAAGAAGAAGAAGGGCAAUGCGUGAAAGACCUUGAGCUGAGGUUGUAGAGACACCGCUUACUUCACCUUCACAAUGGAACAGAUAUUCACUUUUAGAUGAUUAUUACAAUUUGAAUAUAUAUAUGGUCGGAUUAUUUGCUCUUAGUUAAGAGGUCAUUUGUAUGUAUUGUUGUAUUAGAUCCCAUCAUAUGUUUUUAUAAUUAUAUUUGCUGUAGCUUUUUUAAAAUCUUUUUUUAAAUAGAAAUAUAUUGUUAGAGUUCA